GUACCACAUGGAUGCAGGAAAUUGUGACUCUCAUUUCCAGCAGAGGUGACCCCCACUUAUCCCAGACCGUCCCAAACUGGACCCGGGCUCCCUGGUUGGAGCAAUACUACUGCGCAGAUUUUUUAAAAGCCUCGUCCUCCAGACCUCGAGUCCUCACCACACACCUGCCUCAUCCCCUGCUGAGCCCUGCCCUCCAGGCUUCCAAAGCCAGGGUCAUCUACGUGAGCAGAAACCCUAAAGAUGUUCUGGUGUCGUUUUAUCACUUUCACCGAAUGGCAAACUUUCUCCCUGAAGCUGGCUCCUUCUCAGCGUUUUUACAUCAGUUCCUGGAAGGCAAACUGCAUUAUGGGUCCUGGUUUGACCACAUUAAAGGCUGGACCAGUCAGGCAUCAGAUCUCAAUCUGCUUCAUGUCACUUAUGAGAAGAUGUCAAUGGUAAAGAUGUCAUUAUAUUUAUUACUCGUUCUGGUUUUGUUUUGUUUUUUUGUAUCGUUACCAGCCUGAGUGUCUUCUGUGUGACAGAAAGGGUUAAAUUAAACCCAAUUAAAC
Messenger RNA from Austrofundulus limnaeus, 548 nucleotides. RefSeq names its product sulfotransferase family cytosolic 2B member 1. Lineage: Eukaryota; Metazoa; Chordata; Actinopteri; Cyprinodontiformes; Rivulidae. The record is from RefSeq and is a predicted model, not a curated record. Gene Ontology annotation, molecular function: sulfotransferase activity.